GCGUUGGUUACGACUUAUGAGAACCUUUAAACCGCUGACGUAAAGUAUCAGCAUGUUCGUAGUGGUCCUUUUUAUACCGGUUGUAGCCGGAAACAUUUUUUUAGAGAGCGACUUUCGUCGUCUUCCGAAAAUAACCGAAAGAAAUAGUCCGCAGAGAAAGUCCUACACGUUAUUUGACCCCUGCCUGAUGGAAGAAGAUAAAAAACUAUUAUUAAACUGUGCCGAGUUAAGAAGACAUGGAGAAAACGAGACCAGUGAAUAUUAUUUCGAUCUUCACGAAAAACAAGUUCAUGUGAAGUGUGACAUGGAUACCAAAGGCGGCGGGUGGACUGUGAUUCAACGUCGGGGCCCACGCGAAAACGACAAGAAACUAUUCGAAAAAAGGAAAAAUGAGUACGAGCAUCAUUUUGGAGAUGCCUCGGCUUCAUACUGGAUAGGGAACGAGAAUCUUCACCUUCUUACGGCCUUUCCAAGGAAAAAACAAGUUCUCAGGAUUGAACUAGAGAGAAAAGAUAAAAAGAACAUCCUUGCCGAGUAUGAUCAUUUUGAAGUUGGUUCCAAAGCGGAGAAUUACAAGCUGUCUGUUGGCGAGUAUAAGGGGCCUGAUGGUUACGACGCGCUGUCAUUCCACAACAAAGCCCCGUUCACUACCACAGAAAGCGGGAGUUGGACAUCCGGUUGCUACAGACUACAAAGUGGUGGCUGGUGGUUCUCAGACAAUAUCUGUGGUCACUCGAAUCUUAAUGGACGUAAAUUCAAAGAGAGUGGUCCGGAAAAUAAAAAGGGCCUUGGUAUUACUUGGCACAAUCAAAACGAUGGAACUUCCGGGAACGACGUCUUCCUCAAGGUGGAGAUGAAAAUCAGGGAUGCCGACUUUGAGUUCUGCAUGGGCUCCUUAAUAUACGGCGUUCUCUGAUCUACCUUCUCUGUACUAGUGCAAAAAGUAAAGGUUCCG
Messenger RNA from Ixodes scapularis (black-legged tick), 955 nucleotides. RefSeq names its product techylectin-5B-like. Lineage: Eukaryota; Metazoa; Arthropoda; Arachnida; Ixodida; Ixodidae. The transcript has 5 exons. The record is from RefSeq and is a predicted model, not a curated record. Bases 53 to 916 code for a protein of 287 amino acids.